UGCAAACAUCUGAAGGUGUGAAGUUAUUUGUCGAUUGAUUUACUAAUAACUGAAACGUGGAUUAUUUAAGACUUUUCAGAAGUUUAAAUAUCAGUGUGAACUCUUCAGUCAAGUUCACAGAUACUACAACAAUUUGAAAUGGAAAAAAAAGUUAUAUAUAAAUGGACAGCUUUUGUCUUGUGGUGUUCAUGUAUUGUUGUGCUCGGAGCGUUCAUAGCUCUUAUGACCCCGAGGUUCUGUAUGUUGAGAAUCUGCACAAGAAAGGCUUAUGAUAUCGAAAGGCGAAUGGUCAUUUCCGAAGACAAAUGUCAAAACUUUGAUAGGUUUAUUUGUGGAAAUUCAGAAAAAUAUUGGGAACUCAACACGAGCGUCAAUUUUUAUUCCAUUUAUAAACUAAAGACUCAUACAUACUAUCAAGGAAUUCUUGGAUUGGAGCCGCCUUUACUGCCAGAUGCACAGGCAACUGAGACAAAAUACAGGUCAGAAACAAGUAUUAGCUUCCUAUAUAAACACUGCAUGAAUUCCUCGAUUGAUCAAGAAGGUUCGUAUGAGAUUGGAAAUGGAAAGUUGAAAAUGUCUUUAAGAGUGGUACCUGGACUCAUAGGUUUAAACACAGAUUACAAUGGUGGGUUAAAGAUUGCAGAAUUUGAACAUAUAUCUAGGAACCUCGGAUUUAACGGACAAUCUCUCUUUGCGUUUGACGUUUCUACUCACCAAGGAAACCCAAACGAGGUUGCGAUAUUUGUCGGACCACCUGUGUAUUCAGACUUUGAGGUUGAUGAUAUUUUAAAAAUGACAAAACACACUGACCUGUAUAACAAUAUAUAUGCAUUUGUAUUAAAACUUAGUACUGGACUCGAGUUAUUAGAGAUGGAACACUUGCGUAAUACAUUGGUGAAAUUUGAACAGAAAAUAGGAGGUGCUGUAAAAAGCUUUUCUACAGAAAACGAUGGUUAUGAAGUGUUGAGUUUAGAAGCUUUUGAAUUAAUAACGCCAUCAAUUCAAUGGAGAUAUUACUUUAAGAAAACGCUACUACCAGGCACAAAAAUCCCGACACAUGUAUUUGUGUCAAGUAAGAAUUACUUUUAUAAACUAGAAGAGAUAUUGAAAAACACAGAUGAUUAUACUGUAAUGUGGUUUAUGUUUCUAAAAAACUGCUUGGGUGUAGUAAUUACGUCAGGUAUUACAGGCAGUACAAAAGCCAAUGUCUUUGCUGAAUAUUUAGAUAUGGCUAGUUCAACUUUUAACGUGGAAAUAAUUGCUUUUAAGAAAAGACAUGAAUUUUGUGACAAAUUAGUUAAAAAAUAUUUUAAAGGAGCAAUUAGUUCACUUCUGAUUGAUAAACUCGGUGUUGACAACGGUGGUACACAAAUCCUACAUACAAUCGCAAGAAAAAUUAAAGAAGCAGCUAUUAUAAGAGUUAAAAAUAUUUCGUGGAUGGAUUUAUCAACAAAACAAAUCACUAUACAAAAAUUGAAGUCACUAAAAUAUACCCUGUCGGUACCUGAGGUCGUCUUUGAAGAGCUUUCGAGUUCGCACCGCCGAGAAGAUUAUCAUAAAAAUUAUUGUUUUGGGAGAUUCAACUAUCAAAAAUCAAUAUUUAACGCCAACAGAGUAUUGUUAAAGAAAAAUCUUCUCUUGUUACAACAAAAACCUUCAGGAUAUGAUGUAGACUACAAAAGUUAUAUGUCUGGGGUGAAUUACAACAAACUUACUAACGAGCUUAUUGUCCCUACUUCUAUUUUGCAAUAUCCUCUAUUUAACUAUGAAUUUCCUUUUAGUGUUAACUUUGCAGGAAUUGGAAUUGCAAUAGGACGAGAGAUCGUAAAUGCUUUCUUCUACAAUACAGAGACAAUCGAUGCAUUUAACAGCUCGAUGCACCACUGGUGGUCUAAUACCACUUUAAAUAAUUUCAACAAUAAAAUGUUAGAGUGCAAUCAGUAUCUGAGUAAUAUUACAAAAUUUAAUCCUCUUAAACACGAUACUGAACUGAUAAAUACGUUAUAUUCGGAAUUAAAUAGCUUGCAAUUAACUUUUCAAGCCUACAAAAACUACUUGGAAGAGAGUAAUAUACCAUACCCUGAUGAAACGUUUGAAGAUCUAGAUUUCUCUGAAGACCAAUUGUUUUUUGUCUCUUUUGCCAAUUCAUAUUGCUACUCAACUCAUAGUCGUGCUUUAAAAACAGUCAAUGGCUAUGUUGAAAAUUUGAGUAUCAUUAAACUCAUGAUGACGCAGAAAAUUUUUCGAAAAGCAUUUCGUUGCAAAAACAAAUCUAGUAAACAAAUCAAACAGUUGAUUGGCAAGUGUUUUUCUUUGUAGGUUUACUUGUUUUAUUAAACAUUUUAUGUAUUGUUUGACAUUUAAUAAACUCAUUAAGAAAUACAACAUUUAAAUUAAAUUAAAUAUUUUAAGUUUUUGUAAUUAUUUGUUCUUUUUUGCUACUUUAUUCAGUUUGUUAAAAUAACAAUUUUCACAUCAUGUGUCUAAAGAUUGAUUGUUAUCAUGUUAAUGUUAUCUAGUAAUUUCCAAAUAAAAACUUUGUAAUUUUAAAAUGUUA
Homalodisca vitripennis (glassy-winged sharpshooter) is the source of this 2557-nucleotide messenger RNA. Its product is annotated as neprilysin-like. The coding region runs from base 139 to 2319 and encodes 726 amino acids. The transcript is spliced from 2 exons. NCBI's taxonomy places the organism in Eukaryota, Metazoa, Arthropoda, Insecta, Hemiptera, Cicadellidae. The record is from RefSeq and is a predicted model, not a curated record. Gene Ontology annotation, biological process: protein processing. Gene Ontology annotation, molecular function: metalloendopeptidase activity. Gene Ontology annotation, cellular component: plasma membrane.